AAUAGAUGACAGCUGACAUAUUGGUAAGGACAAAUCUAUAGAUCAACCACAUCCUGACAAAUCUAUUUCAUUUUUCAACGACUUGUAGGCUUUUACUUCAGACCAUUCAUUUAUUAUUUUAAUUAAUUCAUGAGCUUAUUAAUUACGAUCUUUUAGAUGUUCAAAAAGUAAAAUCUCAUUUGAAAUAUAAAUAAUAAAUUUCAAGAAAAAACAGUGUCUGUAUAAUUUUCAUCACCAUCAUUGCUAAAGAAGAAAAAGAAGAAAAAUUGUUUUCGAGUCGAAGGUUUAGACUUAUUUCCUACUUGUUGUGUUUUAUGUUUCAGUAUUAAGUUAUUAAUUACUCUUUUAUUUGGGAAUGUCCUCUAUAACACGAACAAUGAAUGUAGAACCAAAGACCAAAAAAAAACCUCCCAGACCACCACCUCCUAAUUGGUCAAAAUAUAGAAGUAAGUCAACGUAUAAUUUAUUUGAAAAUCUUAUAGAAUGGACACCACCUAAUUCUCCAAAGAUAGAAAAAAAAAUUGGGGGCAGUGUCUCAAGUUCUUUCAACAGUAGUAAUAGUAGUUUGGCCUCUAGCAAAAAUAGUAUUGAAUGUGAUAUUCCAAUUUUCAACAAUUUAUGGCCUACCAGUCGCUCCAAUAUUCACAAUAAAAAUACGUCAGACGUGCCUUCUACACAAGCAAAUACGAAACCUAUUAAUAUACCAUCUAACCAUUCAUAUGCAUCGCCUUCAACAUUGGGUCCUACUAUAAUCAGAUCUAUUCAAAAAAAAAAUAUGUGUAAGGAAUCAAUCAAGAUGAGUCCACCAUCCAUACCAAUGCCGUCGAUUCCUCCUCCAGAUCCCCCUAAAGAUAUUCAAUAUGAUGAUAUCCCAUAUGGAAUUGCAUUGUAUGAUUUUCAGUCAAAAGAACCAAAUGACCUACCAUUCCAAGUGAACGAUAUUAUUUUACUCACAAGAAAAAUCAAUGAUGACUGGUUUUAUGGGAAAACGGGAGAGAGAGAAGGUAUAUUUCCAGCUAAUUUUAUUGACGUCAUAGUGCCUUUAUCUGAAAAUGACAAGACUGCCAUGGCCUUAUAUGAAUUUCAAGCACAAAUAGAUGGAGAUCUGUCAUUAAAACCUGGUCAAUUGGUUAAUGUUACAAAAAAAAUAAAUGAUGAUUGGCUAUAUGGAGAAUCUAAUGGGAAAUUUGGCCAGUUUCCAAGCAAUUUUGUAGAUAAAGUACCAGCUUUAUAAUAUCUCAUCAUUAUUAUUAACAUUUCAAAAUGUAUAAUUUUAUACCAUUUACAUCAAUAUAGCAAUAGGAAAAAAUAAUUGAUAUUAUAAGUUAUAUUUUUGUCUGAAGAAAAAAUUGAAAAUAUAAAUAUUUCUUGGUUGUAUCUCAUACAUUAAAUUCUGUUUAGAGUUAUAUUAGGACUAAAUUAGGGUUUUAAAUUUUAAUUGGAUUUAAAAAAACAGCAUUCUUUAUCCAAUUAUAUUGAGAUAUCACAACUCUAAACUACAUUCUAUCUUUAUGUCACAUUUCGUUCAAUUUUGAAAAAAAUCUUAAUUUUUAUGAUCCUAAAAAUUCUCAUUCAAUUAAAAGGUUUCUAACAGAUAUAUAA
Molecule: messenger RNA, 1602 nt
Organism: Diorhabda carinulata
Lineage: Eukaryota; Metazoa; Arthropoda; Insecta; Coleoptera; Chrysomelidae
Product: SH3 domain-containing protein 19-like
Exons: 2
Coding region: 356-1234 (292 amino acids)
Molecular function (GO): protein binding
Source: RefSeq, a predicted model, not a curated record